AUGUCUCCAACAGGACAAGGCAAAGAGGAAGUCAAGGUUGAUUACUUCUAUGGGGACAAGGCUAAGCUCAAGAUGUUUCUGGUGCAACUCAAGGCCAUCUUCAAGCUUUACCCAGCCAAGUAUCCAAACCCCUCAAGCCAAGUCUUGUUUGCGGCAUUGAACCUGAAAGGUGCAGCGUUCGCAUGGUUCGAACCAACCAUGACGGACUAUCUGGAAGCCAAUGAGUCAUCUAGUUUGGACCAGGAGACUCGAAUGAUCUUCCACAGCUUUGCCAAUUUUGAAAUCAAGAUCAAACAAGUCUUUGGGGUCGCCGAUGAAGAGGCAACGGCAGAAAGAAUGCUCCACGAUGUUAAGCAACGAGGAUCUACCGCUCAAUACUACGCCCUCUUCAAGCAACUUGCCAAAAGAGUCUCAUGGAACGAGGAUGCGCUGGCCGCAGCCUAUUACAGAGGACUUAGCGACCAGGUUAAAGACAGAAUGGAUGAGGUUCCAGACACCUAUAAAGAUAUGGUUGACAAGUCUAUUGAGAUCGACAACCGACUGUACGAGCGACGAAUGGAAAAGAAGGGAUGGUUCGGGAAACCCUAUAUGGGGGGAAGCGGAAGAGGCCGCACGAACUAUUCAUAUGGGGAUCCCAUGGAUCUGGAUGCCAUGGAACGAGGUCGGUCCUCACGGCCAAAAGGACAACGUUUCGGGGGAUUCAGAUCUAACGGGAACAAAGAGAGAGAAAAGCGCAAGAAGGAAAACCUGUGCUAUAAUUGUGGUAAAUCCGGCCACAGGGCAAAGGAAUGUCACGCCAAGGCCCAACAACUGCAUAUGAUGGAUGAUUCAGCCGGUAUAGAAGCGAAAAAGGCCGACACUUCUAUGAAAGAGAAAGACAGAGCAACGAAAGCGGAACCAACGUACGGCAACAUGCGUGAAAAACUCGCAAAACUAGGAAUAUCAGUUCCAGAAGAAAAUGCUAGCACCGCUAUGCUCACAGCACAGAAGGAUCAACCCAAGGCCCACCAGGCCAAGGAAGAAGAUCAAAAAAACCCACGUGACAGGGAUGACGACGCUACAGACAAGGCUGUAGGUGAUAUUCGUCAGGAAGCCAUCGAGCACGCUAAACUCUCUUGGACGGCAUGCCAUGAUGAUCAAUGCUCCACUCACUGUUCCGAUAAGGAAAUUAGUGGAUGGUUCCCUCAACGGAGAAAAAGCAAAUCAAAGAAGUCAUGGAAGCCGAUCUGGGAAGAGGAGACAGAGUCACUUUCAGUAUUAGAAGAUGAAUGGGUUCAGGUGGAAGAGAUUGGACCUAUUUGGUGCCCAACGCAAGAUGUGUCUGACGAGAAGAUGAAGAUCACCGAAGAGAAAGACGAAUGGGUAAGGAUCGAAACACGUUACCAUCAAUUCACGGCAUGCAACCCUCGAUACCAUGAUGGCGAAGGAAAUUGCGGAAUGAGUCAUCGGGUGUACGCUCCGGAAGACCCACCAAAGCCGUACGCGAUGCCACUGGUAUUGGAGAAAUGCACAAACAGCGAGUGUCGGUACAGGGGGAUAAAACAUACCCACGACGUUAACAGAGACGAACCUUGCACAUACCCAUUCGGGAGGAGAUCGAGAAUCUCAGAAGAGACGCGGCACUGGGACCGGAAAGACACAAUUGAACACGAGAAAAUUGUAACGGAAACGCCAACUUCGAUUAUAUUUGAAACGGAAAAUUGGGUUGAAGAAUGGACACCAUCAGGGGAACAUAUGAUACCUCACUACCGAUACGCCCCGAUGGAGCCAGACAAGGAAACGAAUCUGGUCACUGCGAGUAUGUGUGAAAAGGAGGAAUGCCCUGACGCGGGGGAACCUCACUCUCACGAUGUUCGAGGAAGAAACAAGAUACUCCACCCAUUCCGGGAAUUCUACGAAAAAGAAGAAUGGCAGUACGUGGAACAGCUUGAUGUGAUGGAGGAUGGUGAACCUGAAGAACGAAAAUUCAUUGUCAUCCGAACAACAAGAGCAGAACUCGUGAUCGUCACGAAUUAUUGGCAAACGGUUUGGUGCAAGCGACCAGAAUGCCCCUGCGAAGCGCAACACCAAAUCAAAACCUUGGACGCAGAACAACCACCGAGAAAUUCGAUUGAGGUAAUCAAUAUGCCGAUAUGCCGAGAUCAGAACUGCAGGUAUCGAGAAAAGAUACACAUCCACAAAGACAACCCAGAAAGAACAUUACUGGAUAUGGAGAUACCACCCGGAGUUCUCAGGAACGUAUGGGGAGUAACUCUCAACAUGAUGAUUGACGACAAAAUCCAGGUAAGCCUUAUUGUGGAUGGAAGAGCAAAGGAUGAUUAUGCUUUUGGGGAGUUUGAAUGCACAGAUACCCAGAAUACCCCACAUGGUCUAUUCGGGCAGAAGAAUACCAACGGAUGA
Messenger RNA from Capronia coronata CBS 617.96, 2400 nucleotides. RefSeq lists its product as uncharacterized. The transcript is spliced from 2 exons. Gene Ontology annotation, molecular function: nucleic acid binding; zinc ion binding. Bases 1 to 2400 code for a protein of 799 amino acids. NCBI's taxonomy places the organism in Eukaryota, Fungi, Ascomycota, Eurotiomycetes, Chaetothyriales, Herpotrichiellaceae. The record is from RefSeq and is a predicted model, not a curated record.